AUGGCAGCUAUAGCGGUGAGAUGUAGCCAUCCGAGCGAGAAGCUCCUCGAGGCACGCACAAGGGAUGAUGAUUGGACUGGCCUCGGGAGUGCGGCCGAGCGCAGGAGAAGACAAAAUCGCCUACACCAAAGGGCGUGGAGGCGGCGCAGGGUACAGAGGCAGGCUUCGACUGAGAGUGUGGAGCCCACAUGUGUCCGUCCACAGGACGAUGGUGUUGCGCCAGCACUUUCCAAUAGAUUGAAAUUAGAGGUUGAGAGCCUGCUCAGAGCUGACUCAAGGUCUGGCAAUGACCUACCAUCACUGAAGCCCUUUUCAUAUUGGGAGCUUCUGAAAGCGGAGCGAGAAAACUGCAAUGUGUCCGUGUCGAAUGAAACCGAGUUAUCAACUCGGCGCCAUCGCCUGAUCCCGCCCAUGAUACCUUAUUCGACUGGGGCGGAUUAUCAGCAUACUUUGCCUCAGUUCCAAUUCCCUCUUGCCCCCGAUCAUCAGCUCAUUGUGCUCAUCCAGUUCAAUGUGCUACGCGCCACGAUGACGAACUUGGCCAUCUUGUCCCUUCAGCACCGAAUGCCAACCGAAUGUGGCGCGGCAUUUCAUAUUCUGCCCCUGUCCGAGGCGCCUUCCACUAUCCCGCCAUCGCUUCAGCCCACCAUGAUCCAGCUUAGUGUGCCUCACGACCUUUGGAUCGAUAUGAUCCCAUUCCCGGCGAUGCGGGACAACCUGAUCAUGCUGAGCGAGUGUGGCGAUGGAAUCGACGAGGAUGAUUUCUGUGAGGAUGCGCUCGGUGGCCUGUACGAGGGCUACGACGAGAUUGAGACGCGCGGGAUCAUUGUUUGGGGCGAGCCCUGGUGUCCGAGCGGUUGGGAGGUGAGUGCAGGCUUUGCGAGGAAGUGGGCACGUCUACUCAAGGGCUGCGACGAGCUUUUAGAAGCCACGCAGCGGUAUCGUUUGGCCAGAGGUGAAGAAAGACUUGUGUUUGAAGUUUAA
Messenger RNA from Pestalotiopsis fici W106-1, 984 nucleotides. RefSeq lists its product as uncharacterized. The record is from RefSeq and is a predicted model, not a curated record. The transcript has 3 exons. Bases 1 to 984 code for a protein of 327 amino acids. NCBI's taxonomy places the organism in Eukaryota, Fungi, Ascomycota, Sordariomycetes, Amphisphaeriales, Sporocadaceae.